Vigna umbellata (rice bean) is the source of this 1858-nucleotide messenger RNA. NCBI's taxonomy places the organism in Eukaryota, Viridiplantae, Streptophyta, Magnoliopsida, Fabales, Fabaceae. The record is from RefSeq and is a predicted model, not a curated record.
AGGGUGAGAUUAUUGAAGCAAAACAGCCAGUUCUACAUUUGUUGCGACCUAACUUCCUCUCUCUACCUUCAAACUUUCCGACGUAAGAAACAACACGACAAAACCAUCUCGUUGCUGCUAGCUGCUUACUUUUACUUCUUCCACCUGUAUAUAAAUAUAUUUGCACGUAAGGCUCUUCAUCCAACCCAUCCUUCUCUUUCUCUCUUUUUCUCGGAAACGUUACUAACUGCGAUGGCAAAGAAUGUGGGGAUUCUCGCUAUUGACAUCUAUUUCCCUCCUACUUGUAUUCAACAGGAAGUGCUGGAGACUCAUGAUGGUGCCAGUAAAGGGAAAUACACUAUUGGACUUGGUCAAGAUUGCAUGGCGUUUUGUACAGAAGUAGAAGAUGUCAUUUCGAUGAGGUUUCUGCUUUGGAUUUUAGGUCUCGUUGCUCAGAUUUCUGUAAAUGGUGAAGUGAAUGGAAGAUUAAACCUUAAAAUCAAGUGUUCUAAUGCUGGAUUGGAGGUGUUUCGUAGUCAAGAAAAAUUGGAAAUGACUGAUAAUCGAGGGAUGUUGAUUCAACAAAUGCAUGCUAUGGAGGAACUGCUGCUUUGUUCAAUUGUGCCAAUUGGGUGGAGAGCAACUCAUGGGAUGGGCGAUAUGGACUUGUUGUUUGCACAAGACAGCGCUGUAAAAGAUCACUUCCACAGUCAUGUCUCAACUCAAGCAUCUGUCAAUGAUGAGUUCCUUUCUCAGGUAUAUUCUGAAGGACCUGCUCGGCCUACUGGUGGAGCUGCCGCUAUUGCCAUGCUAAUUGGUCCCGAUGCUCCCAUUGCUUUUGAAAGCAAAUAUGAGAGGAAAGAACUUAACUUAGGACUAAGGGAUUUAAUGUUUGAAAGCUUACUUCCAUUUUCCCCACCAGUUGUUGAUGGAAAGCUUUCUCAAACUUGUUACCUUAUGGCCCUUGAUUCUUGCUAUAAUAUCUUAAGUCACAAAUAUGAGAAACUAGUGGGAAAACAAUUUUCUAUUUCUGAUGCUGAAUACUUUGUAUUUCAUUCUCCAUAUAACAAGCUUGUUCAGAAAAGUUUUGCUCGUUUGGUGUUCAAUGACUUUUUGAAAAAUCCCAGUUCUGUGGAUGCGAUUGCCAAAGAAAAGCUGCAACCUUUUGCAACAUUAUCUGUUGAUGAGAGCUAUCAAAGUCGGGAUCUAGAAAAGGCAUCCCAGCAAGUGGCAAAGCCGCAAUUUGAUGCAAAGGUGCAACCAACCACCUUGAUACCAAAACAAGUUGGCAACAUGUAUACCGCGUCACUUUAUGCAGCUUUUAUUUCACUUAUUCACAACAAGCAUAGCACAUUGGACAAUAAGAGGGUGAUACUGUUCUCAUAUGGAAGUGGCUUAACUUCCACAAUGUUCUCCUUGCAACUACGUGAAGGUCAAUCUCCAUUUAGCUUGUCAAAUAUUGUCAAAGUGAUGGAUGUUGCUGGAAAAUUGAAGUCAAGGCAUGAGUUUUCGCCAGAGAAAUUUGUUGAAACCAUGAAGUUAAUGGAAUGUAGGUAUGGUGCGAAGGAGUUUGUAACAAGCAAGGACACUAGCCUUUUAUCUCCAGGCACAUUCUAUCUCAGUGAAGUUGACUCCAUGUAUAGGAGAUUCUAUGCUAAGAAAAGUAGUGAAAAUGAUUUGAUCACCAAUGGUCACUGAUGUUUACUUAGAGGAUGUGUAAUACCUAGAAGCCACAAAGACAACUUUGUCUAGCAUUUAGAGAUUAUUAUUGAUUACAUUAGGCUUUUUGAGAAGCAUUAAUUAUGACUAGGGUAGCAGUAUAUUGAUUGUCAAAGUAUGUUACUUUAAAUAAGAGGUAUAAUAUAUUUAAAUUACUUUU